AUGGCCACAGUCGCAAGACCGCCCAGCGAUGUCACACUUCGAGAGAUCAAACAGAAUCAGGCGGCGUUGAUGAGCCGGAUCAAUGAGGCCGUGUAUUCCAGUGGUGGAGAGUCGAUCCCUCUGAUCGACAUAGGCCCUUCUCUCAACGGCGACGAAUCAGCUAGGCGAUCUGUCGCAGCACAGAUCGGGAAAGCAUGCCGUGAGAUAGGGUUCUUCCAGAUCACAAACCACGGGGUCAGCCAGCAGGCCCAGGCCGGUAUCCUGGAACAAGCCAGGCGCUUCUUCCACGAGUUGCCCCAGGCCAAGAAGAAGGAACUGCAUAUCAACAACUCAGGUCUUUUCCGCGGCUGGGAGCCUAGCGAUGUUUCCAACGUCAACCCCGACGACUGGAAGACCACGAGCAAGGAGACCAAGGAGGCUUUCAACUGGGGCUACGAGCCUAAACUCGACCCCACAGGUGGCGACGGCAAGUAUGUGGAGUUAGAUCUGGUAUCAUACCCAAAUGGGGCAAACGUCUGGCCCAGUGAGAAAGAUCUUCCAGGAUUCUUCGAGAAGAUCAGGGAAUACCACGGUGAAGUCCUGACGCUCGCACGGCACCUCCUGAGGCUGUUCGCUCUAGCAAUGGAGCUAGAAGAGUCGUACUUCGAUGGAAUGACAACGCAUCCGGGAACCAUCGCCCGGCUCUUGUACUAUCCUCCGCAGAAGCCCAGAUCCUCAACCGACUUGGCCAAGGAGGCAGACGAGAUCGGUCUAGGCGCGCACACAGAUUACGAGUGCUUCACAUUGCUCCUGUCCGACUCGAAUCCAGGGCUGGAGGUCCUUUCGCCAACACCAGACGCAGCUUCUGGUCGGCCCAAGUGGAUCUCAGCACCUGCACCGCCGAAUAGCCUGACAGUAAACAUUGCAGAUUUUUUCAUGAGGUGGACGAACGGGCAGUUCAGGAGUACUGUCCAUCGGGUUGUGAACAGGAGCCCUGAGAAGGAGAGAUACAGCGUGCCGUUCUUCUUCUCGGUGAAUUACGACCAGAAGGUGUCGACGCUGCCAACUUCCGCCUCGGAGUCUGGCUCAUCCGAGGCCGAGGAAAUCCAGGCGGGACCUUGGAUUUUGGAAAGACUGCGGGCUACAUUAAAGCAAGAUCCGGAAUAA
Diaporthe citri is the source of this 1146-nucleotide messenger RNA. RefSeq lists its product as uncharacterized. The record is from RefSeq and is a predicted model, not a curated record. Lineage: Eukaryota; Fungi; Ascomycota; Sordariomycetes; Diaporthales; Diaporthaceae. Gene Ontology annotation, molecular function: dioxygenase activity. The transcript has 2 exons. Bases 1 to 1146 code for a protein of 381 amino acids.